CACAGACGGUCGCUGUUUGACAAAUGCGCUGCUCUCCUCCCCUCUCCAGUCUGCUGCUGUGCCUUGCUUUAGCACUGUGUCUUCUGUCUGAAACACACACAAAACUGUGCUUUUUUGACGUGAAUUGUCAGUACUGUGGAGAGAAAUACAAUAAAAGUGCUGAACAGGUUUCAUGCUAGACGGAUGGCUGUCCGUCUUCUCCGAUCCAUGGCCCCGCUCGCAUCCAUCGCCCUGCUCCAUUGCAGGCGUUCCCCUAGAUCAGCAGAGCGUCUACUAACUUUGACUCCGCCCACUGCGAUAGUGGGACUGAACAACAAGACUAUUCUUCAGCUAGCAUUCAGUAUAAGAACGUGUCGUAGCAAGAAGACAUGGCCCAAAACCUUCUCCGAGGAAGAGUUGAGGAAACGCUUGACCCCAAUGCAGUACCAUGUUACUCAGGAAAAAGGCACAGAAAGUGCUUUCACAGGAAAAUAUACAGAUAACAAAGAGGAGGGAACCUACCAUUGUGCCGUCUGCGGUGCCCCUCUUUUCACGUCUGAUAAGAAGUUUGACUCAGGAUCAGGAUGGCCUUCCUUUUUCGAUUUGAUCAAUAAGGAGUCUAUAACGCAAACUGAUGACUUUUCAUACGGCAUGCAUAGAGUGGAGACAACCUGCAGUCAGUGUGGAGCUCACCUUGGCCACCUCUUUGAUGAUGGACCCCGGCCGACAAAGAAGCGUUACUGCAUAAACUCCGCCUCCCUCAGCUUCCAAGCAAAAAACAGUGCUUCUGGAGAGGCGCGACCAAUCGGAGAAGCAGGCCAAUCACCGUCUUCUAGUAAGAACGAUGAACUUUAACAAGACUUGAAAUAGACCAAGUUGCAUAUGUCACGCAUAGACUACUCCAGAAAUAUCAAUUCCAUAUAUUUCAUGUUCGGGUGAAUAUAUUUUGCAACAUUUGUCUGAAUGAUUGGUCCUUCAGAAAUGCAGUAUGCAAUGCCAGAUACAGGAUCUGGUUAUAAUGGCCUUACGUUUGCUUCUCAACUUCAUGACAUAAGUAAUAGCUUUCUGAAAAGCUGAAUUUGAUCUGAAAAAAAAGUUUGGUGGCUUUCAUAAUGUUUGGACUAUACAGUGUAAUAUUUUUGAGAUCUGGGUCCUGUGGUAAAUUUAAAUCAAUGGCAAUGCAUUUCUGUAUUUAAAUGUACAUUUUUCAUGCUAUAUGCACAAUGUUUGGUGCAAAAUGAAAAUUGAUUUAUUUAAUUUACAUUUGGUCCUGUUUUAAAUGCGUUUUCUAUGCUUUUUAAGUUGCAAAAUUAAAUUGGAAAUGUGUUACCUAAGCUGAUUAGAUGUGUUUAACAUGAUCACGCAAAAACUGUAGCAAAAUGAUCAUUUAAAUGUAAUUUUCCUAAAUACAUUAACUGGUAAAACACAUGGGAUUGCAUUUUCAUUAUAGCGCGCAAUGAAUGUAGAAAACGCCAAAUGUAAAUUAAAUGAUUAAAUUUUUAUUUUGCACCAAACGUUGCGCAUAUAGCAUGUAAAUACGUAAAAUAUGUACGAAUUGCCAUGAGAUAGCGUUAUAUCCAAAGCGACAGAUAACAGUGAGGAGAAACAAUCAAGACAUUUUGAAUUAAAUAAAGUCAAUUUCUGGAAAUUUUGGAAACUUUCCAUGGAAUUUAUAGAAAUUGUGGCACACGGAAAAAAGACUAGAACUAAUGUUUGUAUGUGAUACAGACAGCAAAAUUGACUAAUAAUUUCCUUUAAUUUCUUAAAUUUUUAACUGUCAAGCAAAUCUGUAAUACUGAAGAAGUUACACAAGAUCGGAUUUUCUUGCCUCCUUUUAAAUUUUUGGUAGAAUUCACAAAUCUUCCUUGGAAAACAUGGAUCGUUAAGAUUUGGAAAUAUUAUCCAAUUUAUUCAAUUUGAAAUUUUUGAUCUUAAAAUUUUUUGGAAAAUCAUAGUAGUGGUCAAAGACAUUUGGAUUCCACUGUAUAUUGAAAGCCCAAUGAUUAGAAACAAAUCCUAUACGUGCACUCGGAGAGCCGAGCUGUUUCUGAAGUGACAUGCGAUACAGGGAGGUCAUGAAGUUUGGGGAAAAUGCUAUGCAAGUGCUCCUGUAAGCAAAAGUGGAGAACAAAGCAUUCUUUGAAAUAAAAUGGAACAGAUGAUAAAUGUUUAGUCUGAACACAAAUGUAGCCUGACUUUUAAAGGUGCUUUUUUGGUCUCCUUGCUUGCAGUGCCUAUUUUUCUUCUUGGAUGUGAGUUCACUUUGAUUGAUAUUGAAUAUGAAUUUUUUCAUUCAUAUUGAACAGUGUGAAUAAAGAGUUAUUAAGAA
This is a messenger RNA of Paramisgurnus dabryanus, 2308 nucleotides long. Lineage: Eukaryota; Metazoa; Chordata; Actinopteri; Cypriniformes; Cobitidae. The record is from RefSeq and is a predicted model, not a curated record.